Messenger RNA from Homalodisca vitripennis (glassy-winged sharpshooter), 1688 nucleotides. RefSeq lists its product as uncharacterized. Gene Ontology annotation, molecular function: lipid binding; protein binding. NCBI's taxonomy places the organism in Eukaryota, Metazoa, Arthropoda, Insecta, Hemiptera, Cicadellidae. Gene Ontology annotation, biological process: endocytosis; plasma membrane tubulation; actin cortical patch localization. Gene Ontology annotation, cellular component: actin cortical patch. The record is from RefSeq and is a predicted model, not a curated record. Bases 210 to 1496 code for a protein of 428 amino acids. The transcript has 8 exons.
UCCACAAAGAAAGAAAAAGACAAAAAGAUGUAUUCACAAAUCUAACCUAACAAAUAACGAAUAUUUAGCAUUUAUCAUAUUAAAAGUAAAAUUAGUUCAAUAUAAUUUAGUUGAUAUAUUUAGAGGCAUUAAUUAUUGCUACGAGAGUAAAAACUACAGGAUUUAUGGAGAUUGAGAAUAUAUCGACAAGGCCUUGUUAACUUUGUAAAAUGUCAGGAAUAAAACUUCCUUCUCGUCCAGCUCCACAUCCCCCCAAAACAAGACUGCAGAAGCACAAGGAAGAUUCAAUUGAUAAAGGAGACUCAUUCAUGGAACGGUAUAAACUAUCGAGAUCUCAGUCUGCUGGACGUUUGGGAGAAACUAAAAAGCCUCCUCCUCGACCUCCCCCUCCCAUGAAGUUAUUAUUGGGGUCUAAACUGUCUUCAUCAGCUUCUUAUCAUAACCAGUUAGGCCUAACUCAACCAUUAUCUGUGCGUAAUAAGUCAGGAGGAACAGGAACUAAGAAGCUGGCAACACCAAGUGGUAUGCUGAUCGACUUCAACUCACCCCCUAGCUCACCCACUCUUACAGCUUGUUCUAGUAGUGAUGGAUUUAGCCUCAACAGUUUUGGUAGUGAUGGUCUACUGACAAGUUUCAAUAACACUAGUUCUCAGAUUGAAAGUGGUUUUGAGGACGACUUUGAUUUACUCAUGGCAUCAAAUGUGACAACACCAAGUAUUCAGGACCCGUGGGGAGAUGAUUCGUAUUGUAAUACCAGACAGACAACUCAACAGUUAACAGCUUUUGAUUUAAGCAAUGAAGACCCAAAAUACAGACAUAAAGUAACCGAUAUAUCAUUAGCAACAUCUGCAAAACCUACUAUAAUUCGAGCUAAACAUAUGAAACCUUCUAGACCUCCUCCACCCAAAUUAAGGCCUGCUUCAACACCCCCCACAUUCGCGGGUUCUCCACUGGAUGAGUGGUCUCCCCCCAUGCCUAGCUGCCCCCCUCCACCUCCCCCUCCUGAGGUCUUACAAGUGCUGGAACAAGGCCCAAGCUUACCACCGAGACCAUCAGUAUUACUCCAAGAACAUUCUGGGAAGAAGAAAUCCUACUGUAUAGCUCUUUAUGAUUAUGCUGCGGGACAUCCAGAUGACCUCUCUUUCAAGGUGAACGAUGUAAUUCACUUAAUAGAAAGAGUUAAUGAUGAUUGGAUGAGGGGAACUCUAAUGGGAAAAGAAGGUAUUUUUCCUACAAGCUAUACCAAAGUUGUUAUUCCAUUGGAGACAUCAGGAGAAGAACAGUCACAUCAGCUUAAAUAUGUUGUUGCUUUGUACACGUUCAAGCCUGAGACAUGGGAUGAUUUGCCGUUCCAGGAGGGUGAUACAAUAAAGGUUACAAAACGAAUCAAUGAUGAUUGGCUGUACGGAGAGUGCAAUGGUAAACAGGGUCAGUUUCCAGAGAACUACAUUAUGGAUGCCUCUUCACUUUUUCCGUUGCAGACAACAUACUCUUAGCACUAUAUUUUGUACCUACAUAUGUGCCUUACGUUUUUCAUUUAACUUAUUUUCAUUGAUAAUUAUUAAUUAUUAUUAUAGUAUACGCCUUACUACCAUGUAUAUAACUAUAUUACCUGAAUAAUUUUAAGUAAUGUGAUAAUAACUGUUAUAUGGUUUAUUAUAUUUAUUAAAAUAAAAAGUUAAAAUUAA